AUGAACCCUACACUAGAACACAAGUCAUCUCCUGCUGGCAUAAAGGAUGCCCUCAGACCCCUGGUGAAGACAAAGAUCAUUAAAAAGAGGACCAAGAAGUUCAUCCGGCAGCAGACAGACUGUUAUGCCAAAAUUAAGCAUAAUUGGCGCAAGCUGAGAUGCAUCAACAACAGGUUGCGGAGAUUUAAGGGGCAGGUCUUGAUGCCCACCAUUGGUCAUGGGAGCAAUAAGAAGACAAAGCACAUGUUGUCCAGUGGCUUCUCCAAAUUUCUAGUCCCCAGUGUCAAGGAGCUGAAAGUGCUGUUGAUGUGCAAGAAAUCUGAUGGUGCUGAGAUUGUGCACAAUGUCUCCUCCAAGAACCACAAAGCCACUGUGGAAAUGACAGCCCGGCUGGCGGUUAGAGUCACUUCUCCCAGUGCCAGACUGCACAGUGAAGAAAAUGAUUAG
Elephantulus edwardii (Cape elephant shrew) is the source of this 447-nucleotide messenger RNA. RefSeq names its product 60S ribosomal protein L32-like. Gene Ontology annotation, biological process: translation. The record is from RefSeq and is a predicted model, not a curated record. Lineage: Eukaryota; Metazoa; Chordata; Mammalia; Macroscelidea; Macroscelididae. The coding region runs from base 1 to 447 and encodes 148 amino acids. The transcript is spliced from 2 exons. Gene Ontology annotation, cellular component: cytosolic large ribosomal subunit; ribosome. Gene Ontology annotation, molecular function: structural constituent of ribosome.